Messenger RNA from Arachis duranensis, 2056 nucleotides. RefSeq names its product methylthioribose kinase. NCBI's taxonomy places the organism in Eukaryota, Viridiplantae, Streptophyta, Magnoliopsida, Fabales, Fabaceae. The transcript is spliced from 5 exons. The record is from RefSeq and is a predicted model, not a curated record. The coding region runs from base 1 to 954 and encodes 317 amino acids.
AUGAAGAGGACAUGCCGAGCAACUGGGUUCUGGAAACGGGGAAGAGGAAGAAGCGGCGGCGCUGAGGACCUGGGGGCGGCGGCGGCGCUGACGACCUGGGACCGGCGGCGGCGAAGAAGGGCUAGGGUUCCCUUUGCUUCAGAGUUCAGAGUUCUCCAAUCCAGGUUUGGCACUGAAAAUUUUUUACUCUGCAAUUAUACUGCCAACGACUUCGACACCUUGUCCGUCAAAGAAGUUGGAGAUGGCAACCUUAACUUCGUCUUCAUCGUUCUCAAUUCCACAGGUUCUUUUGUCAUCAAGCAGGCUUUGCCUUAUAUUCGCUGCAUUCGGGAGUCAUGGCCAAUGACGAAGGAGAGAGCAUAUUUUGAAUACUUGGGGCUGAAAGAAGAGGGUUGCUUGAGCCCUGAGUAUGUUCCUGAAGUUUACCACUUUGACCGUACAAUGUCAUUGAUCGGCAUGCGUUACUUGGAACCGCCACAUAUAAUAUUAAGAAAAGAGUCGACAGCUAGAAUUGAGUACCCUUUGCUUGCAGAGCACAUGGCUGAUUUCAUGGCCAAGACACUCUUUUUCACUUCUCUCCUUUUCCGUACAACUUCCGAGCACAAAAGGGACGUUGCCGAAUAUUGUGGUAAUGUGGAGUUAUGCAGACUCACCAAGCAGGUCGUGUUCUCUGACCCUUAUAAAUUUUCUCAAUAUAAUCAUUGGACUUCCCCUUAUCUCGAUCGUGAUGCUGAGGCUGUUCGGGAAGACAAUCUGCUGAAGCUUGAAGUUGCUGAGCUGAAAUCCAAGCGUACAAGGAGUGGAUUCUUAAGACAAUUGAAGAUACCUGGAAUCUUUUCCAUCACAAAUUCACUGCUCUUUGGGAUGAGCACAGACAUGGUGCGGGUGAGGCAUAUCUUCCUGCUAUAUAUAACAAUCCUAAGGUUCAGCUGCUUGUACAGAAGAAAUACAUGACAAAUUUGUUUCAUGAUAGUCUUGGGUUUGGUGCUGUCAAAAUGAUAAGGUGAAAUUGCUGAUCAUCAUUUUUAACCAGAAUGCUAUAUGUUUAAUGGGACUUAUUUUGUUAGUUAGAUAUAAAACUAUUUGAGAACUUAUGCUUAAAUUGGGCAAUUGACUUGAUCAGACAUUUUUUGACCAAAAUGGCGACAAUUUUGAUUGUAGUUUGCAUUCUUCCUAUAAAAAAUAUGGAAUGGUAAUAUUAGAAUGUGUCUUUUGCAUGACUCUAGUCUAAAGUGCUCGUGUGAGGAAACAUAUUAGGUAUAAAAUUCAAUGACAAUGUUGGAAUUGCUCUCUACUUUCUAAUGUGUAUAUAAUCAUUUACACUGAUGUUUAGUUGAGGAACUUGUGAUUCACAGUUUAGUCCCUACAAUGUUCUGAAAGAAGGCAUAUACACUUAUUGGGCUCCAGAGGAGUAUUAAUCAAGGUGGAUAUUGUACAUAGAUCUUCAAGAACUAGUAUCUUUUAAUGUUCUGCAACUACAAGAGCCUAUUCAAAUGGGACAAAGAGUGAGUGAAUUUCACCUCGAGGCAUUGCAACAAGAUGGUGUAUGGAAGAGAGUUACAAAUGGCACCACAAUUGGAUAUCAGAGGCACAAUUGGAUAUCAGAGGCUUUUGCUGUUUCCAAAAGUAAAAUCUCAGCAUUUGAUGCUUGUUAUUAACAAGUCUAGAGCUGAUCCACUGAUAUCAUACUUGGGGAUCUACAUAGAUCCAGUUACCAUUUGGAGCAGCAUAUAUGAUGAUACAGUAUUAACAAGCCAUUUCAAUGCCAUUCAAGUUAUUCAUAUUAUCACACAAGACAACUCUCAUACUGGUACUUCAACAGCUACAAUGUAAACUUACUCAGUUAUUUUUCUUGUAGUUGUAUGUUACACAGAAAUAAAAGAAAAUUUUUUGCUCAUUUAUGUAUGUGUGAAUUGGUAUCUAUUUUUCUCCCCAUGUAUUUUGUAGAAUCUUGUAGAGGACUCGUCUCUCAAUAAGGAGAGCAGUAAUCUGUGUAAAUUGCUGUGUAAUUUACUUUCAUAGUAUCAAGAACAAAUCUUCCAAGUUCCAAUGGUCA